Closterium sp. NIES-65 is the source of this 1647-nucleotide messenger RNA. The record is from the annotation of a GenBank genome assembly. Lineage: Eukaryota; Viridiplantae; Streptophyta; Zygnematophyceae; Desmidiales; Closteriaceae.
AUGCACCUGCCGUCACUACAGGAGCUGAUCCUGAACGAUAAUGGCCAAAUGGAGUCACUCUUUGACGGGGAUAACUCUACCCAUCAUGACAGCGUUCACUGUGACACUCUGCAGUCUGACACUGCUCCUCCAUUCCCCCCUCCUCUCCCCUCUUUGCAUUCCCUCACUGUCUCCAGCUGCCCUCGCAUCUCCCGCCUCCCUGCCUUCCUCUCCUGCUCCCCCUCUCUCCUCCACUUGAAGCUGCACGGCCUCUCUGAUCUCACUCUCCUCCCAUUUCAUAAUCCCUCCAAUGCUGAUGUAACGGGUGUGGCUUUAACGGGUACAGAUGAGGUAACUGGCGCUGUUGUAACCACCACGGCCGCUGUUACGAGUCCUGGUUUUGUCCCCGGCGUAGACGUUGCACAGGGCAGUGCUGGCGCGGCUGCUGCUACUGCUGCUGGGUUGAGAGUGUUUGGAGAGUCGCGCACCAGCUGUGCGGCGGAAGGGGAAGGGGGAGGGGGAGCUGUUGCAGCAGUGGAGACUGCGCAGACUGCGCGGAAGGGCGGGGGAGUGAGCAGGCGCGCAACGGAAACUAUCACCGCGAGUAAAGUUUCCGCCGAGGGGGACACCGCGCGCGCAUUCGGUCCACGGAGAAGCAGAGGCGGCGGAGGCGGGAGUGGGGAAGACGGAGAGGCGGAAAUUGGCGAAGCAAUCAGCGCAACCUCCCCCCUUUCCCCCAUUAUCGCGGUUGACGAGUUCUUCUCCCUCCCCUCGCUCGCGCUCCCCCCCGCUCCCCCGGGACGCGCGCUUGAGUCCCUAGUGUUCAUGCUGGCGGAAGCGGGAAAGGCGGAGGAUGAGGAGGAGUGGGGGGAAGAGGCGGAAGAUUGGGGUGAGAUCAACUGGGGGGAAGAAGGGGAGUGGAACGCGGGGGGAGAGGGGCAGGGGCAGCGGGAAGGGCGCGGAAUCGAGGUUUUUUGGGCCUCAGACGUUAGAAGCGUGCGGGGGGGCGAUGAAACGCCUCCCCCCGCCCCUUAUUCCGCCCCCUCUUCCCCCUCGCCCCCCUCGCCCCCCACUUCCGCCUCUUCCGCCCCUCUCCCUCUCCCUCCCCCCCAUCUGGUCCUCUCGCACCUUCGCUCCGCAUCCCUUGCGCCGUGCGUGCUCCUCCCCGCCGCCCCUGCCCUUCCUGGUCCGGGGGAAGGGGAGGAAGGGGUAGGCGGAGGGGCGGAUGGGAGAAGCGCGCGAGCAGAGAGGGAGGCGCAAGGGUCGGGGGCAGCGCAGUUCAUGCUGCUUGUGCACAUGCGGCCAGGGACAGCUGGCAACAUCCCAUUGCUCAUGCUGCACGUGUACAUGCGGCCAGGGACAGCUGUCAACAUCCCAUUGGACCGCACUCAGUCCGCCCUCAUAUACGUGCUCGAGGGCGUGGCGAUGUUUGGUCCGAGAGGAGAAGCCGUGUUUCAAAACGAGGGGCACUCCCUGCUCUUCCCUGCAGCACCAAGUGGCGCGUCAUCUGUCACGUCAGACGCUGUGUCAGAGAUGGAUAAGGAAACAGAUUCCACAGUGGGUGGUGCAGCAGGCGUGGGAGCAAGGGGGGAUGAGGAGGAUUGGAUUCGGGUGGAGUCGCACAGUUGGGGAGGAGUAGAGUUUGUGCUCGUAGCGGGCCAAAGUUAG